AAGACAAGACUUUUCGGGAAUCUCAUGACACAAUCCAAUGAUUAAUUAAGUAAUUUAUGUGGUCAUUCCUUCAUCAUCGUCUUCUUCUUCACUUGUAAGCUCUCACUUUUCAUUCUCUCUCUGCUGCUUACUGCUUCGCGGGUGCUUCUCUUCUCUGACACCAAGUGGGCACGAACGAUGAACAAGAGGCCCAGAACCACCCUCGACAAGCCUCUUCUCGAUCUCUGCCAUCGAGAGCUUGGUCAGAUUUCCAACCGCAAUUUCGCUCACCGUCUUGCCGCUUCCGAGGACCUUGUGCUUCGGCUUGAUGUAUUGAGGAAGCUGGAAAAGCAUAGAGGGUGUGUCAACACAGUUUGCUUCAAUGCAGAUGGUGACAUCUUGGUGUCUGGUUCUGAUGACCGCAGGGUCAUUCUUUGGGACUGGGAAACUGGCCAUAUUAAGCUCUCUUUCCAUUCUGGUCACACUAACAAUGUUUUCCAGGCUAAGAUCAUGCCCCAUUCCGAUGAUCGAAGCAUUGUCACCUGCGCUGCUGAUGGACAGGUGAGACAUGCCCAAAUUCUUGAACGUGGCAGAGUGGAAAAUAAGUUGCUGGCCAAGCAUCAAGGACGGGCUCAUAAGAUGGCUAUUGAGCCUGGUAGCCCUCAUAUAUUUUACACCUGUGGUGAAGAUGGAUUAGUACAGCAUUUUGAUCUGAGAACUGGCACCGCAACAGAACUCUUUACGUGCCAGCCAAUUAAGGACAGAUGGGAUUACAUUCCAGUCAUCCAUCUUAAUGCAAUUGCAAUUGAUCCAAGGAAUCCAAAUCUGUUUGCAGUUGCUGGGUCUGACGAGUAUACUCGACUUUAUGAUAUUCGCAAAUAUAAGUGGGAUGGAUCCUCCGAUUUUGGCCAGCCAGUAAAUUUCUUCUGCCCUCCACACUUGAUUGGUGAUCAACGAGGAGUUGGAAUAACAGGCUUGGCAUUUUCUGAACAGAGAGAGCUACUAGUAUCAUACAAUGAUGAGUAUAUUUAUCUUUUUACACAAGAUAUGGGCCUGGGGCCUAACCCUGAUCCCGGUUCCCCUGUAUCUAUGAACAGUGAUUCAAGUGAAAUGGGAGGUAGUCUUGGCUCUGCAGCCUCAUUGUCAAACAUUUCUGGCUCUGCUGAUGAGAAAAUCACUCCACAAGUUUUUAAGGGACACAGGAAUUCUGAGACAGUGAAGGGUGUUAACUUUUUUGGGCCCAAGUGUGAGUAUGUGGUAAGCGGGUCAGAUUGUGGUCGGAUUUUCAUUUGGAGAAAGAAAGAUGGGCAGCUUAUUCGUGUCAUGGAAGGGGAUAAGAAUGUUGUGAACUGCAUUGAGUCUCAUCCUCAUACAAUGGUUCUUGCAAGCAGCGGAAUUGAGUAUGACAUCAAGAUGUGGACUCCAAAGGCACACGAGAAAGCUACUUUGCCCAAAAACAUUGAGCAGAAGGUUCUCUUGUUUGAUCCAAUUCAUUGGUUUAUUGAUGAUACUACCGAUGACGACGAUGAGGAGGAUGAUGACAGCGAUGUUGAUGAGGAUGAGGAUGAGGAUGAUGAUAUGUUUGACGACGACGAUAUGUUUGAUGAUGACAAUGAUCUUUAUGACGAGGAUGAUGAUGAUGGUUCUGAUGAUGACGGUGGCAAUAGUGACGAAUGUGUUGAUGAUGCAAAUGUUGACACUGGUGAUUUUAGUGAUGAUUGUGAUGACGAUGACAAUGACAAUAUGGGUGGUGGUGUUGAUGAUAAUAAUGAUGACAAUCGCAAUGAUGAUAAUUUUGAUGGUGGUUGUAAUGCUGGAAAUUUAUGAUAAUUUUGUGUGUCCAACAGAAACCCAAGGCUAGGGGCUGGAUGUACCGGAUAGCUUCUCCUGAAGAACUGAUGUUGCAACUGUUUUCACUUCCAAGAAGGAGGGUUAGGACAAACAACAAUGGAGAAAAUUCCGCUGCGGAUCGAGAACUUCUGGAGUU
This is a messenger RNA of Arachis duranensis, 1966 nucleotides long. RefSeq lists its product as uncharacterized. Gene Ontology annotation, molecular function: protein binding. Lineage: Eukaryota; Viridiplantae; Streptophyta; Magnoliopsida; Fabales; Fabaceae. Bases 178 to 1806 code for a protein of 542 amino acids. The record is from RefSeq and is a predicted model, not a curated record. The transcript is spliced from 6 exons. Gene Ontology annotation, cellular component: cytoplasm; Cul4-RING E3 ubiquitin ligase complex.